AUGAAGUCAUCGGUUCUAGUCUUCCUGCUCUGCAUUUCCUCCGCCUUGGCGUAUGUUGAAGUCGCUAUGAAGUGUCCGGACGGAUGGGAUUGGUUCAAGAGAUCCCGAGGAGAGGCUGAAGCAAAGUGUAAUGAGGAAGGAGCCGUCCUUGCUGGAGUUCAGAACCAAGAUGAAGUCAACUGGAUGGCAGGUAACACUUGA
This is a messenger RNA of Caenorhabditis remanei, 201 nucleotides long. RefSeq lists its product as uncharacterized. The transcript has 2 exons. NCBI's taxonomy places the organism in Eukaryota, Metazoa, Nematoda, Chromadorea, Rhabditida, Rhabditidae. The record is from RefSeq and is a predicted model, not a curated record. The coding region runs from base 1 to 201 and encodes 66 amino acids.